Messenger RNA from Anthonomus grandis grandis, 1253 nucleotides. RefSeq names its product carbonic anhydrase 2-like. Bases 130 to 1251 code for a protein of 373 amino acids. NCBI's taxonomy places the organism in Eukaryota, Metazoa, Arthropoda, Insecta, Coleoptera, Curculionidae. The record is from RefSeq and is a predicted model, not a curated record. Gene Ontology annotation, molecular function: carbonate dehydratase activity; zinc ion binding. The transcript is spliced from 5 exons. Gene Ontology annotation, cellular component: cytoplasm.
AGUGAAUCAACUGAAUGACAAAGUGCGUCAUAAAGGUUAACUAAUAGGCAUCGAAAUUGUCAUUGAUCAUUUUUUUUAUUCAGUCGCGAUUUAAAUCAAAUUCAUGUUUCAUCGGGCAUUCAUAGCGUCAUGAGCGUCAAUUCACCCGAACCUAAUCAAACCGAGCUAAAUGAAAUACCGUAUGACACUUUCGAACGGUUUGCCAACGAUGACAUGGUCCCACUGGGUGAUAAUUUUAAAAACGUGCUGGAAGUGUUGGACGCCGAAGAAUUAAAGGAGUCACCCAUUGACAUUAAUAUCAGUCAUGUUAUACCUGUUCCUACCGCCCCACCUUUGGCAUGGAUCAAUUAUGAUUUGCCACCUAAAAAAAUGAAGAUCACUAAUACGGGACACACUGUGAUUUUAAGUGGAAAGUGGGGCCAAGAACGACCCUAUCUCUGCAAUGGAGUACUAAAUGGAAAAUACGUAUUUUCACAAAUGCAUUUACAUUGGGGCGUUAACGAUAUGGAGGGAAGUGAACAUACUGUGGACGAUAGUUACUAUCCCGGUGAAUUGCACGUAGUUUUAUUUAAAAGCUGUUAUUUAACCCAAGAGUCUGCUUUAAAAGAGAAAGAUGGUGUUGCUAUCUUAGUCUACUUUUUAAAGUUGCAAGAUCCUAUGAACACGGAAUUUCAACUGAUAGUUGAUGCUUUACCUGCUGUAGCGAAGGCUCAUACUUCAGCGAAGAUUUCACCCGUUCCGUUAAGUUAUAUGAUGAAACAGUUUGAGGCCGAUUAUUUUACUUACAAAGGCACAGUCAACACCACGAACUGUAUCCAUCCGAUUCUAUGGUUAAUUACCAGAAUACCAAUGGGUGUAUCUUCCGAUCAGAUCGACUCCUUUAGAUACCUCUUGGACAAUGACGACGAAAUAAUAAAAAGAAACUUUCGGCCGAUCCAGCCUAUUGACGAUAGACACGUUUUCCAUAUUCUUCCAUCGACGUCGAAGUACUCGACCCUGUUGCCAGCACCCUUAUCCAGUUUUGAAGACAAAACUGUGAUGCAGAUCUACUGUUUACGGCUGCUGUAUAAUAAGAGACUUCACUAUCUGAGGCAGACCACCAGAAACUAUGAUAACCAAAUGAAAUCUCUUGUAGGUUUAGCGAAGAACAGGAGAAAUGACGAUGUAAUUGAAAAGGCGCUGUUUGUAAUUUCGAAACUUUUUACAUAUAUGGAUUACAUUUACGAUAUGUUAAUUAUUUCAUUGCAGUAGGA